AUGGGGAGCCACGGACCUGACCAGCUGAAUAUCCCCUCACGAGAGCGAGUGGAGCCUGGAUCCUACAAUAUCCCGCUCGGCAAGUUCCCCGAGACAGCCAUCAAGGCCGCCGACAACCCUGACCAACUUGCGAUGGAAAUCAUCGAUCGUUUGAACAAAGUAUUGGACCAGAAAGACACCAGCGCCAUCGCCCAGCUGUUCCUUCCGGAUGGCUAUUGGCGGGACCACCUGUGUUUGUCAUGGGAUUUCCGGACCGUCAAAGGCAAUGAUGCUAUUGCAAAGUUUAUCACCGGGUGCUCCUCCUCCAUAAAGAUCGAGAUUGAUCGGUCGUCGACUUUUAAAGCACCGCAUAAUGGACCCAUUGAUGCGCUGGGUGAUGUGCAUGGAGUUGAGUUCUUCAUCAAGGUGACGACCGGGGUUGGCAAGGGACAUGGUGUCGCCCGUCUAUCUCAGGAGGGCAAUGAAUGGAAGAUCUUCACCCUGUCGACUACCUUACUAGAGCUCACCGGCCAUGAAGAGAAGACAAACGGUCGUCGUCCAUUGGGAGUGAAGCAUGGAGUGCAACAAGGGCGCCAGAACUGGCAGGACAGACGAAUUGCCGAGCAAGAAUAUAAGGAUAAAGAGCCUGCUGUGCUCAUCAUUGGCGCCGGUCAAGGCGGUCUCACCGCAGCAGCUCGACUGAAGAUGCUCGGCGUGGAUGCGUUGAUCAUCGACCAGGAAGAGCGAGUCGGAGAUAAUUGGCGUCGCAGAUAUCACCAGCUAGUCUUACACGACCCAGUUUGGUACGACCAUCUGCCAUACAUGAGCUUUCCCGCCAACUGGCCAGUGUUUACGCCCAAGGACAAACUGGCUGAAUUUUUCGAUUCCUACGUCAAGCUGAUGGAGCUGAACGUGUGGACACGAACCAAUCUGAAGUCUGCAUCGUAUGACGAAAGCCAAAGGCAGUGGACAGUUGUCGUUGAGCGACAUUCGGCUGAUGGCGCGGUUGACUCGCGGACCUUCCAUCCACAUCACAUCAUCCAGGCCACCGGUCACUCGGGCAAGAAGAACAUGCCCAAGUUCAAGGGGAUGGAUACCUUCCAAGGUGACUUGCUGUGCCACAGCUCCGAGUUUCAAGGGGCCAAGCCCGAGUCCAGAGGUAAAAAGGCGGUUGUGGUUGGCUCCUGCAAUUCCGGACACGAUAUUGCCCAGGACUUUGUCGAGAAGGGAUACGACGUGACGAUGGUUCAACGAAGUUCGACGUCUCUACGAGGAAAAUGGUCCCCUGACCGACGAUGCGGAUGCGUAUCUAUGGAGUAUCCCCCGGAGCUGUUCAAGACGCAGCAAGUCAAAAUCACCGAAAAGAUGAACAAGAAUGACACCGACACUCUCGCUGGUCUGGCCAAGGCCGGCUUCAUAGUGGACAAAGGUCCCAUGGACGCCGGUCUCCUGAUGAAGUAUUUGCAGCGUGGUGGUGGUUACUACAUCGACGUGGGCGGCAGCCAAUUGAUUGCCGACGGCAAGAUCAAGGUCAAGCACGGUCAGGAGAUCACCGAAGUCCUCCCACACGGUCUAAGAUUCGCAGAUGACACUGAACUGCAGGCAGAUGAGAUUGUAUUUGCCACGGGAUACCAGAACAUGCGGAGUCAAGCGCGCGUGAUCUUUGGCGACGAGAUUGCCGAUCGACUGGGAGAUGUAUGGGGUCUUGAUGCCGAGGGUGAGAUUCGGACCAUGUGGCGUCGUAGUGGCUAUCCUGGAUUCUGGUUCAUGGGAGGGAAUCUUGCCAUGUGUCGAUAUUACUCUCGCCUGCUGGCCUUGCAAAUCAAGGCCCUCGAAGAGGGGAUUGCCUCGUACUAG
Molecule: messenger RNA, 1836 nt
Organism: Penicillium diatomitis
Lineage: Eukaryota; Fungi; Ascomycota; Eurotiomycetes; Eurotiales; Aspergillaceae
Product: flavin-containing monooxygenase
Exons: 3
Coding region: 1-1836 (611 amino acids)
Molecular function (GO): flavin adenine dinucleotide binding; monooxygenase activity
Source: RefSeq, a predicted model, not a curated record